CACCAAUGACAGCCCAUUGGUAAACAGAACAGCAUGCGUAUUUUAUUUUCGUGCAUUCGUGCAAAUCCAGUAUGCAGCGAAAAGUACAUUCAAAAUAAUUGAGAGGAUGUUUAAAUGUUUUAAACCGUUCCGUAAAUUAUGAUUGUGUACUACUAGCCAUCAGUGUUCACAGUGAUGUCCCAGCAGGAAGAAAACGCUAUCUUUCUGAUAAACAAACUAUCGUUGAAGGAGACUAAACCAAAAGCGAAAAGACAUGGAUAUAAAAACAGACCAGCCUCCCCAGAAAAGUUAUUGGCCGAGGUAACAAACCGGAUAGCGUUGGACUGUGAAAUGGUUGGUAUUGGAGCAGAUGGCAAGGAGCAUAUGUUGGCACGUGUUUCCAUCGUAAACGAGCAGGGAGAAGUCAUCAUCGACCUUUACGUAAAACCGCAAGAAACCGUAAUAGAUUAUAGAACGGAUAUCAGUGGCAUACGGCCGGAACAUAUAGCUCACGGUGUUGACUUUAAGACGGUACGUGAGCUCGUCAGAAAGAUUAUCCAUGGCAAAACACUAGUGGGACAUGCGCUCAAAAACGAUCUUCUGGUGCUAAAUUUGCGACACCCCAAGCACAACAUUCGUGACACGUCCCGCUUCCGUCCAAUAGCGAAAAAGGCUGGCUCAUUUGGAACGCCUAGCUUGAGAAGCAUCACGUUUGCACUUCUAGGCGAAGACAUUCAGGAUGGUUCGCACGAUUCGGUAGAAGAUGCUCGAGCAGCUAUGAAGAUAUAUUUGCUAUUCCAAAAGGAAUGGGAAAAAAAUGCUUUACCUGCGUGGGUAUAUGAGACCAACAGUUGAAUGAAGUGCCGUUGAGGGUUUCAAACACGAACGAAAACUUUCGGUAAAGUUUGCAACUAGCAUAUAAUCUUCAAUCGUUUGUUAAUGAAUUAUACUUCUAUUAGUUUUAUAAAUGAAUGCUAGCACAGUAAUACGAAAUUUGU
Molecule: messenger RNA, 977 nt
Organism: Anopheles funestus (African malaria mosquito)
Lineage: Eukaryota; Metazoa; Arthropoda; Insecta; Diptera; Culicidae
Product: RNA exonuclease 4
Exons: 4
Coding region: 175-834 (219 amino acids)
Biological process (GO): rRNA processing
Cellular component (GO): nucleus
Molecular function (GO): nucleic acid binding; 3'-5' exonuclease activity
Source: RefSeq, a predicted model, not a curated record